Harpegnathos saltator (Jerdon's jumping ant) is the source of this 3034-nucleotide messenger RNA. It is a transcript of the gene asun, whose product is annotated as integrator complex subunit 13 asun. Gene Ontology annotation, cellular component: integrator complex. Bases 350 to 2365 code for a protein of 671 amino acids. The transcript has 9 exons. Gene Ontology annotation, biological process: regulation of mitotic cell cycle; centrosome localization. Lineage: Eukaryota; Metazoa; Arthropoda; Insecta; Hymenoptera; Formicidae. The record is from RefSeq and is a predicted model, not a curated record.
UCAAUGUUUAAUAUGUUAUAUAUAUCGUUGGAAUAAAAUAGAUAUUAAUAGUUUUAUAACGUGAGCAUUUUAAUAAAAUUAAAAUUCAAAGUAAUAAGAUCCAUAUUACUGUGCGAAUGUCACGAGAUGUGGCCGUUUUUGAUCUAACCUCAAUAUAUAUUCAAAAUUUUACCAUGAGGUGUGUUGAAUGGCAGAAUAAACUGGAUCCAGUCGAAAGCACUUAAAACUACAAACAAGAUUUGGACAUAAAAGGAUAAAUAAUUUGUACAUUCGUCUUGUGAAAACAUAUUUGUUUAAUAUAGAUUAAAUAAUAACAACAAUAACAGUAGUAGUAACAACGACAAGCAAGAUGUAUCCCGCUAAUCACAAGACUGUAUUUGUGUUGGAUCAUACCCCGUACUUUGGAAUUUCUACAGAGUGUCCGUUAGAAUUUGAUUUUCUAAAGGGCAGAGGCCAAAAUCUGAUUCCAUUAGCACCAAUUUGCAAAUCGCUAUGGACUACUAGUGUUGAGGCCUCAUUGGAGUAUUGCCGUAUUGUAUGGGACCUGUUUCCCAUGGGCAAAUUGAUUAGGUUUGUGGUGACAGACCGUGCUGCCUAUGUACUAAACUCAUGGAGCCCGUCCCAGCAGAACUUGAAUCAUAUAAUGAAUGGCACUGCAAUCUUGGGAGUGCCGACAAAGACACCAGAACCUGGAGAAGACUAUUCAGUAGUACAUGGCUUACGUGUGGCAAUUGGGACUCUGAAUGAGUGUUCUGAUAUACAACAUGAGAAAAGAACAUCUUUAAAUGAAAACACUAAUAAUCUAAUAAACAGGGGCAGAGUUAUAUGUAUCACGAGUGCACGUGACGAUAGUAAUAUGAAGAGUUUGGAAAAUAUAUUUCUAAAUGAAUUAACGCAGGAAAAUAAGACUGCAUUAGCUUCGGACCAUUUGAUACCCAUUGAUUAUUGUCACUUGGUUAUACUAAAUAUAUUUCCCAAUAAUAUCGAACCACAAGUCACUAGUCAAGGUCCACGAGAGAUCUCACCGUUAUUAACAGUGGAAGUGCAUUCGAUCAAAGCUUCGGCUCUUUACUCCAAGUUAUCGCAUCUUAUUUUGUCUCAUUAUGAUCUAGCCAGUACCACGGUGACUGGUAUACCUAUGAAGGAAGAACAAAAUGCCAGCUCAUCUGCCAAUUACGACGUUGAAAUAUUUCAUUCUUCCGCUGCGCACGCUGUUAUAUUAAGAGGAAACCCGCAAGACUCGGCGCUAAUAAAAACUUUCAGACGUUUCGAAGAAGGCUCGGAGUACGAGACUGUAACACUCAAGUGGUGCACACCGCGCGGCUGCAGUGCAUCGGAGAUGCAAAAUUGCACAGCGAUGCACCGGAUAACACCCGUGGACGUUAACAGCAGACCAUCUUCGUGUCUGAUCAAUUUCCUUCUAAAUGGCAGAUCAGUGAUGCUUGAAAUGGCCAGAAAGACUGGUGGAAAGACCAUCUCUCACUUGUUAGCAGCACACGGGGGCGAAAUCUUUAUACACACUCUGUCCACCGCUAGAAGUGUACUUGAAGAUCCGCCUUCCAUAAGUGAAGGUUGCGGCGGUCGCGUGACCGAUUACAGAAUAACCGAUUUCGGAAAUCUCAUGCGAAAUAAUAUAUUAGUGCCACUGAAACGCAUUGCCAAUGACAAUAGCGACGGUCCGGUGGAGAAGAUGAGGUCCAGACUAGAACGCUACACGAAAUACUGGCCUAUCGCCAUCUCCAGUACCCUCCUGUUCAACGUAAAGACGGUGAUAGAUCCGCUGCCGGAACUUAUGGUAAAGGAAAAGCUCACUACGGAAGAAGUGCUGCAGUGCAAGCAGAUACUGUUCAGUUUGCUCCAACUAGAAGCGAAGCAUGAGGCAUUACCGUUGCCGAAUAUCGGCGGAAUCCGCGGUGGCAAGAGUGUGAGACGAGAAGAGCAGUAUCGUCUGCUAUGGGGAGAGGUGGAAACGUUUCUGAGACAUCACGCGAACAACUCGGCCGCGCAUACCGAAAUACUCGACUGUCUAAUAGAUAUUAAAAGUAAAGAUGAUAAGAACAAAGUAGAGUUGGACCAAGCCUUGCGAGAACUCGACGGGUUUGGGAAAGAAGAUGGAGCCGCAGGCCGGGUGAAUGUGAUCAGAGCGACGACGGACUCACCGAUGUCCCCGCCGACGUGCGCGUCGACUCUGAAGCAGCCGCCCAAAAGCAAGAGUCUGCUGGACAUCUGGCUGGAGCGCAGCGCGCCGAAAACCCCAAAGAUCGAAUUCAACGGUAGACUCAACAGCGAUGGUCUCAAGGCGAAGCUCUAUCGCAAUCUGAAGGAGACCGGGAGGGAACCCAGAGAGCCCAUUCUGGAAGGUUAAUUCCCCGACGCGAGGAAAUGCCAAGGACUUGCCGAGUGCCGGCGACGGGACAGUGUACGAUAUAUCGCGACGUAUCGCGUUGUAAAUACAAGUGAUUUUUCAUCUCGGCGGUACUGGCGGAUUUGUUGAACUGAAUUCGACGACUAACAGUUGUUGCGGACAGCUUCAUAUUGACAAUUGUCGAUUGAUAUUGUAUAUAGAACGCGCUCGACCAAUUAGUGUUUACAUUGAACGACAAACAUCUCCCGAAGCGACAAGAGCCACGUAUGUUUGCACUUUGUUCUCUCACUCUAUCGCGGGAAAUAUUUUUAUUUUCGACUUUGUACAGUGUAUUCUUCACGGUAGAAUUAUACACCGUACAAUAUCUCACGAUGUUUUCCACCUGUAUCAGCUACUCUCGCGAUGAAAGAUACAAAUGUGACACCAAUUUGCAGAACCGUGUGACCUCUCGGUGACUGCACACAAGCUGAGAGAGAAAUUCGAGAAUUCAAGUAGGACGUAAAUUGGAUUUACUUUCGAUCUUCGAAGCAUUUGGAUUGCAUUCGGAGAUACCUUGACUCGGUCAUUCAGCAUGGCUGAGCCUUAUCAACGUCGCGCGAAGACGCGCACACCUGCGUGUGAGAAUACAUGGGAUGAGAGCAUAACGAAAGUAGUACAUCAUUCUUACCA